AAGAAUAAUCGAAACCUUGUAUACCUGAUGCUGAGCUCAGUAGUGACACAUAUGUCGGGAAAGGGUUCUCAGUCACUGUGUCUAUCACUCUGAAAUAAAUGACUUUGUGAGAGGCAGUAGCAAUAAAAAAGUCAACAAAAAGCUUAGCAUCUUCCACAACGGUACUGAGAACAAGUCAGACAACAUUAUUUUGCUGCUCUGUGAGACUUUGGUAGGUGUAGUCAUACCUUGAAUAGUGGUACAGCUCAGGUCUACACAUCAUGGCAGGACCUUAUAGCAUUAAGAAAAGUUAUCCCUACAUCUAAAUUGUCAAGGAAAUGAAGCAUCUGCCUUAAAAGAGACGGGAGCUCUCACUUCUCACAUGAUAAAGCUGAGUGAACUUUACAAAGCCAUGAAGGUGAUAAAUAAGCCAAAUAUUGAACUGUUACUCACCAGAGUCAGUAAAAUUAUUGGAAGAAUCUGUUGUUGAAACAAGUUGGAUAUGAGUUUAAAACUUAUAAAAGUUAAUUAUUCUGAUGCAACAGGUUGUGUAUUGCUGGAAUUUGAGACCAUGGGGGUUUGUGGAGAUAGACUAUAUGGCAGAGUCAAAAAGAUUUUAGACAGAUGUAUGAGCAAGGAUGCAUAAAUAAAUAACAAAAAGAAAAGAUGAGGAUAUGCUGUCUAAUGUUCCUGAUUUGAUGGCUGUGGAUACUUGGGGAGCACAAGAACUAGGAUAAAGUACCACAGAUAAGCCAGGCUUACACACAGCAUGUCAUUCUGGAGAAAAUAUUGGGAGAAAAAGGCCACUAGUCUAACUCAGUGGUGCAUAUUAUUAUGUUUUAAAAAAUACUAUCUAUUGGCUUCUCGUGUAAUGAACUUUUACCCUGUGUUUUCUGGCAUCCAUACCCAACUGCCAUUGACACAUGGUUGAAUGAAGUGGAACGAUACAGGAGUUCUCAGACUACCAGAAGUCAGCCACGGGAGUCUGUGGGAGUGUGAUUUUGUCCAUCCAUGCAGUCAUUCCCCGCGGGAACGAAGCCUGUUCACUCUAGUGCCUCUAAAGCGGCGGGGAAAAAGCAGAAAACCCGCCUCUCUGGAUUUGUGCUCCCGCCUGCCCAGCUCUUCCCAGUCACCGGCGCUCUACAGUUUCGUUUCCCGCUGCUCGUCCCGCUCGCGCCCGGCGAUGCUGCGGCACUGUGCCCCGGUCCCCCCGCGCCCGCCGCGCCUGCCGGUCCCCCCGGGCCCGCCGGUCCCACCGCCCCUGUCCCGUGUGCUGCCGCCCGCCGCCGCCGACGUCCGCAGCCGCCUGCGGGAGUGCGCAGCGCGGAUCCCCGAAGCGGGAGCGGUACUCGACCUGCUGGAGAAGUGUCCCGAGCACCAGGAAAAGGGAAGCUUUCCCGUCGUGGUUUUUGAGGGGCUGGAUGCCACAGGCAAGACCACCAUAACUCAGUCUGUUAAGGACACCCUGAAUGGCAUCCUGCUAAGGUCCCCACCAGACUGCAUCAACCAGUGGAGGACAAUAUUUGAUGAUGAGCCAGCACCCAUUAAAAGAGCAUUUUAUGCUGCGGGCAACUACAUUCUUGCUUCAGAAAUAGCAAAAGCAUCCACUCAGGCACCUGUGAUCAUAGACAGAUACUGGCACAGCACAGCUGCUUACACAAUUGCCACUGAGGUAAAUGGAAAUGUCCAGGAUCUUCCACCAGCUCAUGAUGAGGUGUACCAGUGGCCUGAGGAUCUGCUUAAACCUGAUCUUGUUCUUCUCCUGACUGUUGACCCUGAGGAACGAGUCCAGAGGCUUCAGCGUCGGGGGCUGGAGAAGACAAAGGAAGAAGCUGAGCUGGAAGCUAACAACUUGUUUCGACAACGAGUUGAAGAGUCAUACAGAAGGAUGGUGAAUCCUGCAUGCCAAGAGGUUGAUGCCAGCCCCUCCAAGGAAGAGGUCCUCAAGGCUGUGUUACAGUUAAUUAAGAAACACUGUGCUUUGUGAAAGGACUUUCAUGUAAUAGCACUGAAAAUAUACUGUCUAGUACACUUAAAGAUACUUUUUAUUGCCUUUCUCAUUUUGGUACCUGAAAAUACAUUGUGCUGUGUUUCUUUUAACAGAAGAUUUUUCUCUUUCUUCUGCCAAAUGUGAUCUGUGGAGAUUAUCUCUUUCACCAUUGCCUACUGUGCUUUUCUGUAUAAGGCAAAAUACUACUUAUAUGUUAUUCAUAAUUCUUAGUAAUGCUGCAAACAUGCUACUACAAUCAUGUGGGAAGUACCUCAGAGUACUCUCUUACACUGUGACAUUUCAAGACACUAUCAUGUUGCAUUUUUUUCACCUGGAGAACCUGCUUCGACAUCCAUUGUAUAUCAGAAUUCACUGAACUGUGGCAGGAGCAUUAGGUGUCCAAGGAGAGACUGAAAUCUCAUCCAGCAGUGAAACCGUAAGAUGAUUGUAACAUUUAGGAACAGACAAUCCAGUGGCCCAGUGUGGUUUACUGGAAUAGAGGAUGAGCAGCUGCUGCUGUGAGUGUCCUGGAAAAAUGUGUCCUAAGUAAGGGCCAGUAAGUUUCUAGGCCUCUAAGUAAUAAAGUCCAAGUCUGUCAACAUGUGCAACUGAAAUAUCAGUUAAUUUCAGAGGGAAAUAGGAGAAUGCUGGCAUAUUAGAAAGAGAAACCUAAGAAGACCUUAAAAUUAUACACAUUUUAUAAAUAAUUGCUAAACUAUUUUUCUACAACAUAUUUUCUCUAACCUAUUAAUAUUUGUUAAUGUAAGUUUGUGUUCGAGACAAUACAAAAUGAAAAACCACAGAGAACCUGA
Molecule: messenger RNA, 2781 nt
Organism: Colius striatus (speckled mousebird)
Lineage: Eukaryota; Metazoa; Chordata; Aves; Coliiformes; Coliidae
Gene: CMPK2
Product: cytidine/uridine monophosphate kinase 2
Exons: 7
Coding region: 911-1966 (351 amino acids)
Biological process (GO): dTDP biosynthetic process; dUDP biosynthetic process; dTTP biosynthetic process
Cellular component (GO): cytoplasm; mitochondrion
Molecular function (GO): dTMP kinase activity; ATP binding
Source: RefSeq, a predicted model, not a curated record